GCAGGAGGCGGGUGGUCGCCCGGAGACUCCGCACCUCGGAGUGACGUCCUGCUGCAGUGCCGCUGCCUGCGCUGCCCGAGCUCGUCAAUGGAGCUGGAAAACAUCGUUGCCAACACCGUUUUGCUGAAAGCCAGGGAAGGGGGUGGAGGGAAACGCAAAGGCAAAAGCAAAAAGUGGAAGGAAAUCCUGAAAUUCCCUCAUAUAAGCCAAUGUGAAGAUCUCCGAAGAACAAUAGAGAGAGAUUACUGCAGCAUAUGUGAAAAGCAGCCCAUUGGAAGGCUUCUCUUUCGGCAGUUCUGUGAAACUCGGCCCGAGCUCGAGUGCUGCAUUCGGUUCCUUGACUCAGUGGCAGAAUAUGAAAUUGCUCCAGAUGAAAAGCUGGGAGAGAAAGGGAAGGAAAUCAUGAUGAAAUACCUCACCCCAGAGUCUCCAGCCUAUGUUCCCGAAGUCAGUCAAGAACUUAUCCAGCAGACAGAGGAGAAACUCGAGAACAGCCCCUGCAAAGAGCUGUUCUCUCCCUGCACAAAAUCUGUCCUUGACCACCUCAGUGGGGAACCAUUCCAAGAGUACCUAAACAGCAUGUACUUCGACAGGUUUCUCCAGUGGAAGUGGUUGGAAAGGCAACCAGUAACAAAAAACACGUUUAGGCAGUACAGGGUACUGGGGAAAGGCGGCUUUGGGGAGGUCUGCGCCUGCCAAGUGCGAGCCACGGGGAAGAUGUACGCCUGCAAGAGAUUAGAGAAGAAGAGGAUCAAGAAGAGGAAAGGCGAAUCCAUGGCGCUCAAUGAGAAGCAGAUUUUAGAAAAAGUCAAUAGUCAGUUUGUAGUCAAUUUAGCCUAUGCCUAUGAAACAAAGGACGCACUGUGUUUAGUUCUGACCAUAAUGAAUGGAGGUGACCUGAAGUUUCAUAUCUACAACAUGGGAAACCCAGGCUUCGAGGAGGAAAGAGCUUUGUUUUAUGCAGCAGAGAUUCUUUGUGGCUUGGAAGACCUUCACAGAGAAAAUACUGUGUACAGAGAUCUGAAGCCAGAAAAUAUCCUGCUGGAUGAUUAUGGCCAUAUUAGAAUAUCUGAUUUGGGUCUAGCUGUUAAAAUCCCCGAGGGUGAAUCAAUCCGUGGAAGAGUAGGAACAGUAGGGUAUAUGGCUCCAGAGGUGUUGAACAACCAGAGAUACACACUCAGCCCUGACUACUGGGGGUUAGGCUGUCUCAUUUAUGAAAUGAUUGCUGGGCAAUCGCCAUUCCGUGGAAGAAAAGAGAAGGUGAAGAGGGAAGAAGUGGACAGAAGAGUGCUGGAGACAGAGGAGGUGUACUCCCAUAAGUUCUCUGAGGAGGCCAAGUCCAUCUGUAAAAUGCUCCUCACCAAAGAUGUGAAGCAGCGGCUGGGAUGUCAAGGGGAAGGUGCAGCAGAAGUGAAGAGACACCCCUUUUUCAAGAGCAUGAAUUUCAAGCGGUUAGAAGCAGGAAUGCUGGAUCCUCCCUUUGUGCCUGAUCCCAGAGCAGUGUACUGCAAGGAUGUGUUAGACAUUGAGCAGUUCUCCACAGUGAAAGGAGUUAACCUGGACCAAACAGAUGACGAUUUCUAUUCCAAGUUUUCCACAGGAUCAGUGUCUAUUCCAUGGCAAAAUGAGAUGAUAGAAACAGAGUGCUUCAAGGAGCUGAAUGUAUUUGGACCAAAUGGUACUAUUUCACCAGACCUAAACAAAAGCUACCCCCCAGAGCCACCCAAGAAAGGAUUGCUACAGAGAAUAUUUAAGCGACAGCAUCAGAACAAUUCAAAGAGUUCUCCAAAUUCAAAGGCCAGUUUAAAUCAUCACAUAAAUUCAAAUCACGUAAGUUCAAACUCCACUGGAAGCAGCUAGUUCCAGCUCAGUCCUAUGAAACAACAUGUUGCAUCCUUCCACUAUAAUCUCUGGAGCUUCUGUGGAUGAGAGAGCCUCCACCGUUGAGUGAAAAAAAGAAAAUCUGGAUCUCCCAAGAUGGAGAUUUUCUACCCAUUCCUUCCAGUGGAGCCUCACAUUUUAAGAAGAAAUUUCCACUCAGGUCUGUUUUUGGAGGUGGCACUCAAGACUGUGUGAAUCAAAUUUGUCUCCUUAGAACAUUGCAAUAGAAAUUCAAUGAACAUGACUACUUGCACGUAUUUAAAUAGCAUCAUACUAGAACUGAAUUUUGUCUUUAUUAUUUUUAAAGAAAAGUUUUGUAAAUUUCUCUAUUGUCUCAGUUUACAUUUUGUACAUUUGUAUUUAAAUGAAAGUCAGACUUUGGAGGUGUAUAUUUUCCAAGCAGCAGCUGUAAAGCCAUGUGUUUUAAGACAUUUUUUUAAAAGAAACAAAAUGUGACUCAAGACUUCCAGAGCCUCAAAUGAGAAAUCAUUCUUUUUAGCAAUUCUAGAAAAUUCUUCAUAAAUCACUUUAUCAGAUGGGGGUUUAUUGACAUGCAUUUCUAUGGAACAGUUUAUUCUUAAUUAUUUUACAUCUGUAUAUUUGGUUUACAGCAACACUGCAUACAUUUCUCCUCUUCAUUAGUUUGUAAUGUCUCGCAUUAAA
Vidua chalybeata is the source of this 2544-nucleotide messenger RNA. RefSeq names its product G protein-coupled receptor kinase 5 (gene GRK5). Gene Ontology annotation, cellular component: cytoplasm. Gene Ontology annotation, biological process: regulation of signal transduction; signal transduction; protein phosphorylation. The transcript has 16 exons. Gene Ontology annotation, molecular function: G protein-coupled receptor kinase activity; ATP binding. Bases 88 to 1860 code for a protein of 590 amino acids. The record is from RefSeq and is a predicted model, not a curated record. Lineage: Eukaryota; Metazoa; Chordata; Aves; Passeriformes; Viduidae.